Acanthochromis polyacanthus (spiny chromis) is the source of this 2110-nucleotide messenger RNA. RefSeq lists its product as uncharacterized. Bases 224 to 904 code for a protein of 226 amino acids. The transcript has 3 exons. NCBI's taxonomy places the organism in Eukaryota, Metazoa, Chordata, Actinopteri, Pomacentridae. The record is from RefSeq and is a predicted model, not a curated record.
CCCACAAAAUCUAUGAACUUACAACACAGAGCAUCGAUAUUUUGACGUAACGCGACAGAAAAGAGGAUUUUAUCUUCAUUACAGACGAACAGACUCACAUAUUUAAUAAACACGGAGAUAAAUAAAGUAGAGAAAUGACCGGAGACGAGCUUCAUGGAGAAUCUGGAGCUGGGGUGUUAAACAUACGGCUAUGGGAUAAAAGCGGUCCUCCAGAGGGUCCAACAUGAGGCCCGUGGACCAAAAGCGGUCCUCCAGAGGGUCCAACAUGAGGCCCGUGGACCAAAAGCGGUCCUCCAGAGGGUCCAACAUGAGGCCCGUGGUCCAAAAGCGGUCCUCCAGAGGGUCCAACAUGAGGCCCGUGGACCAAAAGCGGUCCUCCAGAGGGUCCAACAUGAGGCCCGUGGACCAAAAGCGGUCCUCCAGAGGGUCCAACAUGAGGUCCGUGGUCCAAAAGUGGUCCUCCAGAGGGUCCAACAUGAGGCCCGUGGUCCAAAAGCGGUCCUCCAGAGGGUCCAACAUGAGGCCCGUGGUCCAAAAGCGGUCCUCCAGAGGGUCCAACAUGAGGUCCGUGGUCCAAAAGCGGUCCUCCAGAGGGUCCAACAUGAGGUCCGUGGUCCAAAAGCGGUCCUCCAGAGGGUCCAACAUGAGGUCCGUGGUCCAAAAGCGGUCCACCAGAGGGUCCAACAUGAGGUCCGUGGUCCAAAAGCGGUCCUCCAGAGGGUCCAACAUGAGGUCCGUGGUCCAAAAGCGGUCCUCCAGAGGGUCCAACAUGAGGUCCGUGGUCCAAAAGUGGUCCUGCAGAGGGUCCAACAUGAGGUCCGUGGGCCAAAAGCGGUCCACCAGAGGGUCCAAUCCGGUCCUCAAAGUGUUAAAUUCCAGAGAAAACAUUAACUGCAGAUUGUAAAUUAGUAAAACUAUAAAUUUAAAAUCAUUUCUAGACCAUGACAAGUUGUUUGGAUCAUAAAGUAAAAUACUAGAUUGUUCUUUGUUCUGUCGUUUUGUGUCUCAUUUUUGUCUUGUUUUUCCAUCUUCUGAUUUGUGUUGUUCAUGUUUUUGUCAUUUUGUUUCUCACUUUUGUCCAUUUUUUCAUUGCUUUGUAACUGUUCUCUAAUUUUUUGUCUCUUGUUUCGCGUCAUUUAUCUCAUUUUUUGUCGUUUUGUGUCUCAUUUUUGUAACAUUUUGUCAUGUUUUUCUUGCGUUUCCUUUUUGUCUCGCUUGUGUUUUUUUGUCUUAUUUUUCUCAUUUUGUCUUUUGCUUUAUAUGUUGUUUUCUGUCUCAUUUGUUCAUUUUUUGUCCCUUUGAAACUUUUGUGCCGAUUUUUUUGUCAUUUUGUUUCUCAUUUUUUGUCAUUUUGUGUCUCAUUUUUGUAACAUUUUGUUUUAUUUUUGUUGUUUUGUUUCGUGUUUUUGUUGUUUUGCAUUUCCUUUUUGUCUGGCUUGCUUGUUUUUUUUGUCUUAUUUUUUUCAUUUUGUGUUUUGCUUUUUCGUUGUUUUGUCUCGUUUGUUCAUUUUUUGUGCCUUUGUAACUUUUGUGCCUAUUUUUUGUCUCUUUUUUGUUUCUUUUGUGUCAUUUGUCUUAUUUUUUGUCAUUUUGUUUCUCAUUUGUCGUCAUUUUGUGGCGCAUUUUUCUAACAUUUUGUUAUAUUUUGCCUGACUUUUGUUGUUUUGUUUCUUGUUUUUUGUUGUUUUGCAGUUUCUUUUUGUCCGGCUUCAGUUUUUUUGUCUUAUUUUUGUGUUUCACUUCAUUUAUUUUGUUGUUUUGUCCAUUGGGCUGAAUGUGGCCUCUGAUCUAGAAGCAGAAAUGAGCUCCAACAGCAGCUGAAGGUUCAGUCAGCAGAACUCACAUCAGCAGAGUUCAGCCCGAGGCUUCUGUCUCCUCGUGGAUCUGCUUCCUCCUUCGUUUCCGUUCUACACGUCGACCCUGAAUACGACUCGAGACGCUCAGAAAAGAACACAUUUUUUGGGUUUGGGUGCAGAAUUUUGGCGUCUCGUCGUGUUUCAGAUCAAAGAACGUUUCUAACAGGAAGGACUGAAGUGAACCGAAGAACUUUUUGUUGGACUGAAUUCUUUCUUCUAACGCUUCAAACUCAUUUGUUUUUUAUUCUGCAUGU